UGGGAGUUUGAGCAAAAUGGUCAGUUGGAGUAUGGAGGAGGUGAUUAAAAGCAGGUUUAGGCACUUGAAGUGUGCAAAGGCCUGGCUUUUGGCGAGAUAUAGGCCGUUAAAGUAUCAGCGUUCUAUCAAAGAGUUGGCAACACGUCCGGGCGGUCAGACGGAGGGUUCGGGGAAUCCGCAAAAAGCUACCUUUGAACCCGCUUGCUUAGUGUGGAUAAUAGGAGGGAGCUCGAUGGCCGUUAAAUUGCCCAGGCGUUCGAUGAGUAUCGCAGGGUAG
Messenger RNA from Acaulospora colombiana, 277 nucleotides. The record is from the annotation of a GenBank genome assembly. NCBI's taxonomy places the organism in Eukaryota, Fungi, Glomeromycota, Glomeromycetes, Diversisporales, Acaulosporaceae.